Molecule: messenger RNA, 6156 nt
Organism: Aspergillus niger
Lineage: Eukaryota; Fungi; Ascomycota; Eurotiomycetes; Eurotiales; Aspergillaceae
Exons: 4
Coding region: 1-6156 (2051 amino acids)
Biological process (GO): long-chain fatty acid biosynthetic process
Cellular component (GO): fatty acid synthase complex
Molecular function (GO): fatty acid synthase activity; enoyl-[acyl-carrier-protein] reductase (NADH) activity; [acyl-carrier-protein] S-acetyltransferase activity
Source: RefSeq, a predicted model, not a curated record
AUGGCUCUUGAGAUUUCUUCUUCCGGAGUGGCAUGCCCAGCCCCGACAGAUGCCAUGUGUGCUACUCUCUCGCCCUCGACUCCAGUGUCUGAAGCAUCCUCUCCCUCUCGUUCUCUCACUGUUGACCUUUCUUUCGACCUUUCAGGCAGCAAGCUAGUUUUACCGAUUCCUAUCAGGCACUUCCAAUGCCUGCAGUCAUAUAGAACGGCGUUCAUAUUGCAUUUAUCUUCGAUAUCUGACAGCAAUGCAUUCCAGGAGCCAUCACUUCUAUGCUUGGCUUUCAUCGAAUUUCUUCUCGCUCGAGAAGGUUUCUCCAGAGAUUCGGUAGCGGCUGUAUUGCGAGCAUUUGAGACUGAAUUUUUGCACGGCGAUAACAACAUACAUUGCCUCAUCACGGAGUUGACUACGGUCGCUAGCGAAAGGCAGAAGUGGUUAAGGAUAUAUUACGACGCUGUUGAGGCCAGUGAUGAUUUAACACUUGCACCCUCGCUCACCUCAUUCCGGCGCAGUGCUUUAUUUGACCAUGUGCAGGCUGGUGAGUUUCGCUUAAUGGCUGUAUUUGGUGGCCAGGGCGAGGCAAGUCGAACAUGUGUGCAAGAGUUGGCAGACCUAUACGCAACAUAUAGGUCUUUAGUAAGGUCCUUUAUCGAGCAGUCUGCUACUUUGCUUUCCGAGCUUUCUAGGCUUCCAGAUUCCUGGUUCUCCCGCCGUGGAAAGUCAUUGGACUUGAUGUCGUGGAUCAGCGACGCAUCUACUAUCCCGGAAUGUGAAUACAUGGCCCAGGCGCCGAUCAGUGUCCCGGUUAUUGGGCUGCUGAGCCUGGCACGAUAUAUGGUGACCUGCCGGGUUCUGCACAUGCACCCGGGCCAGCUACGUGGGUCGCUUUCUGCGACUACCGGACACUCACAAGGUUUAUUAGCAUCAACAGUCAUAUCCAUGUCUGAUUCCUGGGAUACAUUCAGUGCCAACUCUCAUUUUGCAGUCGAAGCUCUAUUUUGGCUAGGAGUUGAAUGCCAUCAAACUGCACCUAAUAGCUCUUCACGACUGAGCGCGUCCGCCUCGAGUGAGACCAAUGCUGUGCCAUCAUAUAUGCUUGGUGUCCGCAGUGUUUCCAGAGACCAGCUGGAGUGUAUACUAGGCCGCUUGAACAGAACGUUACCGCCAAAUGAGAAAGUUCAAAUAGCCUUAGCCAAUGGGCGGGACAAUUUUGUGGUGGCAGGGCCAAUUGUGUCCUUGGUCCAUAUGGAUAGUCAGCUCAAGAGCAUGAAACGAUCCGAAACAGAUACUAGUCGGGUUCCCUUCAGCAGCCGAAAGCCCGCUAUUCAACAUGGAUUUCUCCCAAUUAGUGCACCAUUUCAUACCGAAUACCUUGCUAAAGCUGUAACAGCCCUGAAGUUGCGGUUUGCAAGACAAUACAUCAAGCCAGAGCAACUGAAAAUUCCCGUCUACCACACGUCCACUGGAGAGGACUUGCGGAAGGGUUGCAAAAAUAUACUGCACGCUAUUUUCGAUGCGAUUGCUCGGGAGAAUUGCGAUUGGCCGGUAGCUUUAUCUGGACCCUCACGGACAGGUGACGGAUGCAUUUCCCCAUCGCAUAUCAUUGUUUUCGAUCGCGGUGGACUCGGGUCAAUGGUCCAAAAGAUUGUGGAUGGUAGCGGUGUUCGCGUUAUUCAAGGCGGCGAUCUCGAUUCUCGCGACCCUGAUAUAGGUACCAUGCGAGAUUUGUUCUCUUUGCGCCUGCUCGACUCAUCGACGAGGCCUCUGAGCUGGGUGCAACAGUUUCAACCGCGUCUGAUCGCAGAUUGCUUAGAGACCCGGAUUUCGAGAUUGCUGGGCACCCCUCCGGUGAUUGUAGGUGGCAUGACACCGACUACUGUUCAUUGGGACUUCGUUUCCGCCAUUAUGAAUGCUGGAUAUCAUGCAGAACUCGCUGGGGGUGGCUACAGGAACAGCUCCGACAUGACCACCGCAAUCAAUGAUCUUGUUGCACAUAUCCCCCCAGGUCGAGGUAUCACUUGCAAUAUUAUAUAUGCUAACCCCCAAGCCAUGCGCUGGCAAAUAGCCUUGCUACGUCGACUAUCCCAUAACCGCGUCCCUAUCGACGGUAUAACCAUUGGGGCUGGAGUUCCUUCUUUAGAGGUAGCAUCCCAGUAUAUUCGAACUUUAGGUAUGCGCCAUAUUGGCUUCAAGCCAGGAUCGGUGUCAAGUAUCCGACGGGUGAUUGACAUUUCCAAGGCACAUCCUGACUUUCCAAUUAUAUUACAAUGGACAGGUGGGCGUGGCGGAGGCCAUCACUCUUUCGAGGAUUUCCACGCCCCAAUACUUAGUACUUACGGGACUAUUCGACAGCAGCGGAAUAUAUAUCUAGUAGCUGGAAGUGGUUUUGGCAAUAGCGAUAGUAUAUACCCUUACAUAACCGGGCAAUGGUCACUACCGUUCGGAUACCCCUGCAUGCCCUUUGAUGGUGUGCUACUGGGAAGUCGUUUGACGGUAGCUCGGGAAGCACACACUUCAUCGGCUGUGAGGGAAAUCAUCUUCAGGACGCCUGGUGUUCCUGACUGGGAAUGGGAGAAAACGUACUCUGGACCCGCUGGUGGGGUAAUCACGGUACAGUCAGAGAUGAGCGAACCCAUCCACAAGAUUGCAACCAAGGGUGUCAGGUUAUGGGCAGACAUGGACCGAACCGUUUUCUGUUUGCCUCGAAAAGACCGGGCUGCAUACCUGCAAAAGCAUCGGACUUCGAUAAUACAGCGCUUGACCACGGAAUUUGCCAAGCCGUGGUUUGGCUGCAACAGUUUGGGUAACAUUGUCAACCUGGAUGACAUGACUUACACUGAAGUGUUGGGUCGUAUGGUAGAGUUGAUGUAUGUCAAGCACCAGAGACGGUGGAUUGACCCAUCAUAUGUUGGCUUCACCAUGGCCAUGGCCACUCGAGCAUUAGAGCGCCUACUUCGUGUUGAUACCCUCGACUCGGACCUCGCUCAGUCGGUUCUUUCCGAAAAUCCGAUGCAGUUUCUCAACGGCUUUGCCGCCGCAUGUCCUAGUGCUUCCGAGGAGAUUAUAAAUCCAGAGGACGUUUCCUUCUUUCUGAUGAGGAGUAAAAUGCCAGACCGGAAGCCAGUCAAUUUCAUACCUGCCCUAAAUGAUGAUUUCGAGUUCUAUUUCAAGAAAGACUCGCUUUGGCAGGCAGAGGAUAUUGAUGCUGUUGUGGACCAAGAUGCUGAACGAGUCUGCAUCCUACAGGGCCCGGUGGCAGCUCAAUACUCCGUUAGGCAUGAUGAGUCGGCAAAGGAGAUUCUUGACACCAUUAUCAGUGGCCUUAUUGAACGUAUGCAGCGUGAUGUCAGUACCGACAGCUCUUCGCCUAGCUUGGGCAGUGGGCUGGUCACCCCGGAGUCUUGGUCCUCAAUAUCGGGUGCCAAGGACAUUGGUAUGGAGGAGCUCGCACUCUCAUCCACAGCGGCCUCAGAGACUGAUGAAGGUUCCCUCUCAGUGGUUGCCACCAUUGGCACAGGGCGAAAUUGGCCUCCGUGGCUACGGGCCAUUUUCGAAGCCAAGGUCAUCUCUCGGAAUCGACGUCGCCAGAAUAAUCCAUUUCAGCAGUUCAUCGCAUCAUACCCUGCCACGAAAGUUCGAUACGAUGCUAACCAUUCAGAGGCGUGUGUGACAGUUCAUGAUGCGUGUGGAGCUACUUCUCUCAUGAAAGUGUCAUGUCUAGACGGUGUCGAGAUUAAAGUGGAACUCUGUCCUCCUCAAGUCUCUGAUCCACUUGAAUUGACGUACCUAAUUCAUCCCAGUGACAUCCCGUUCUCGAUUACUGAGGUCACCUCGAAGCGGAAUGCGCGCGUGAGGACCUUUUAUAAAAAGCUUUGGCUACAGGAAAAAUCUGACACCGGCAUACAAGAGACUUACUACGGUCGCGAGAUGGUUCUCACGCGCGACCUGCUGGAUGAUCUGAUUGCCGCCGUGGGUCCGGCAUUUCCGGAUUCCCGGCUCAUCAAAACGAGCUCGGAUUUCCUGCCAAUCAGCGCUGGGAUAAUAAUUGCAUGGGAGGUUAUCACCAAACCUUUGGUAACUGGAGAGAUCGAUGGUGAUUUGUUGCAUCUGGUGCACCGUUCUAAUACAUUCGAGUACUGUGCCAGUGCGGGUACAUUAUGUGUUGGCGAUGGUGUCAGCUGUCGGUCGCGGGUGCAAGCUGUGUAUGUGGAGGAUGCAGGCAAAGUGGUUGUUGUUGAAGCCCAGAUAUUUCGAUCGGGAAAAGAGGUCAUGAAGAUCACUUCUACGUUCUUGUAUCGAGGUUCACUCCGCUCAGAGUCGACAUUCAGACGGGGGCGAUCGCAAUGGGUACUCCGCCUCGAAUCGAACUUGGAAGAAACGGUCCUGCGGAGUCGCCCGUGGUUUCACCUGCACGAUACUGCUACAGCCCUUGUUGGUAGAGAUCUUGUCAUCAGUAUAGAGACGCAUGAAGUGGACAAGGAGAGUGGCUUCAAGAGUCUUCGUGUGACCGGCACCGCAUUCCUACAGAAUGGUGGUCGCCUUGGUCAAGAGGUAGGAUUUGUUGACUUUGAAUGCGCUCAUUGUGUUGGCAAUCCAGUGCUGCAAUUUUUCGAGCGCAAAGGAGGUCCUCUUAGUAGGCAAACGAUGCUACAGAAACCAGGGUGGAAUGGUCCCUCGUCGAUCGACGUCCAAAUGCCAGUCAGUAACCAGGCAUACGCUGAGAUAUCCACGGAUUUUAACCCGAUACAUGUGUCAACCAUUUUUGCUUCUUUGGCAGAUCUCCCGGGCACGGUAUGCCAUGGAAUGAGUACCUCGGCAGUUGCGGUAGCGGCAUUGGAGCAUCUAGCUCUCGAAGGCGAUCGCUCGCGUCUCCGACAAUUUACAGCAAAGUUCACCGGGAUGGUUAUGCCAUUAGAAAAGCUGGUGGUACAAAUACAGCAUACCGGAAUGAUUGAUGGGCGCAUGCAAUUAACAGUUGAUGUUGUCCGGAAAGACAGCCAAGAAAAGGUGCUCGAAGCAGAAGCCGUUAUUGACCAGCCUGCAACCGCUUAUCUCUUCACUGGCCAAGGCAGCCAGAGCAAGGGAAUGGGAAUGGAUCUGUACCAGUCAAGUCCGGUGGCCAAAUCUCUGUGGGAUGAAAUUGAUGCGCAACUGUAUGCGUCGUAUGGUUGGUCUGUGUUGGACAUUGUUAAGAAUAAUCCGAAGUCGGUAACUGUUCACUUUGGAGGCAAGCGAGGCCGCCAGAUCCGAAAGAACUAUCUCGCCAUUACUACGGAAACGGUGCGGGCCGAUGGAUCCCGUGUCGAGACUCCUGUUCUGCAGGGUCUCAGUCCAUGCUCACCAUCUUACACAUUUACUGACUCACGGGGACUGCUAUACUCCACCCAGUUUGCUCAACCGGCAAUUUUGCUAUUCGAAGCGGCGGCAGUAGCCGACCUGCGUAGCAAGGGCUAUGUAUCGCCGGAUGCAAUGUAUGCUGGCCAUUCUUUGGGAGAGUUCGGGGCUUUGUCGGCGCUGUCGGCUUCGAUUCCCAUGGGAGCCCUGGCCGAGUUGGCGUUUUACCGGGGACUCAUGAUGCAGGCGUCUGUGGCAGGAGGAAACGGGAACGCGUACGGAAUGGUGGCGGUCAAUCCUAAACGCGUGGGACCAUUCUUUGAUGAAGCAGGUUUGAGUAGGCUGGUGCAAGCGAUCGGUCUGGCUAGUGAGGAGCUUCUGGAGGUAGUCAACUAUAACAUCGAGGGUGAGCAAUAUGUAUGUUCAGGGACGGUUACAAAUCUCUGGGUGCUUGGGCGGCUGCUAGACUACAUUGGAGAGUCUGAUGGACCGGAGCUUGAAUAUGACAGUGUCAUCCUUCAGCUACUCUCUGAUGCAAAAGCACUAUCGCCACCGAUCCAGCUUCGGCGAGGGCGAGCCACAAUUCCACUAGAAGGCAUCGACGUGCCCUUUCACUCGAGCCACCUGCGGUCCACAGUGGACCGGUUCCGACAGUGCUUGCUCCGGCCGGGGUUCCUGGAGGGACAUGUGGACUUGGAGGCACUGCGACGGUACAUACCCAAUGUGAUGGCGCGACCAUUUUCGGUGGAUGAGGAAUAUAUUCGGGAGGCAUACGAGCGGACGCGCAGUCCCGUCUUAAGGGAGAUCUUAGGAAAGAGUGUGUAA